Molecule: messenger RNA, 229 nt
Organism: Racocetra persica
Lineage: Eukaryota; Fungi; Glomeromycota; Glomeromycetes; Diversisporales; Gigasporaceae
Source: the annotation of a GenBank genome assembly
AGAGGAGGAAGAAGAAGAAGAUUUUGCAGAAAGAAAAAUCAUGCUUGAUUCAUUCACAAAACAAACAAAUGCUUUAGAUGUUGAUAAGCACAUGAUGGCAUAUAUAGAAGAAGAAAUGCGUAAACGGAGAGGACAAAGUUCUGAUUCGAAAAAUGAUGUAGAGGACGCUGAACAUGCAGAUCCUUUAAAUCCUCAAGAUGAACUAUUCCAAGCUCCCGAUCAUUUACGA